ACAAACAUUUCCCAAUAAGAGGAAACGGAUUCGGCAUCUGUUCCUGCUUCUCGUCUACCUCUCAGUUCCAGCUUCUUCUGAUUAUCUCCUCCUUCUAAGGUUCCAGAUUUUAGUGGGGAAGCCUGGAAAUCACAGUGGGAAGAGUAAGUCAACGAGAGUGAACACUUUAGCAUUAACCUCCGGCUGCAAUCUGAUUCCCGCAUUUGGUCUUUUCCUCGCCGGUUUCCGCCAUGGGAGUCCCGAGUGACGACGCCGUGGUCAUCCAGAAAGGGAAGAAGCCUGGAGAACCUCAUGUUGUCACCGUUAAUUGCCCCGAUAAGACUGGUCUCGCUUGCGAUAUUUGCAGAAUAAUUCUUGAUUUUGGGCUUUACAUCACCAAAGGAGAUGUUUCUACUGAUGGAAAAUGGUGUUAUUUGGUAUUCUGGGUUGUUCCUCAUUCUCGCUUGCUUGUAAGAUGGUCAAAUUUGAAGAACCGCCUUCUAUCUGUUUGUCCAUCGUGUUCAGUCUCCUUUUACUUAAAUCAUCAACCCCCGCCAUCUACUUCAUCUCCAGUUUACUUGUUGAAGUUUUUUUGCCUCGAUAGGAAAGGAUUACUACAUGAUGUUACUCAGGUUCUCUCUGAACUUGAGCUCACAAUUCAAAGUGUCAAGGUUACAACUACUCCAGAUGGCAGAGUCCUGGACCUCUUCUUCAUUACAGAUAACAUGGAGUUGCUACACACAAAAGAACGACAAGAUGAGACAUGUGAACAAUUGCAUGCUGUGUUAGGUGAAUCAUGUAUAAGCUGUGAACUUCAGCUGACAGGCCCUGAGUACGAGUGUCAUCAGGGCAUGUGUUCUCUUUCUCCUGUUAUUGCUGAAGAAUUGUUUCAAUUUGACAUAUCAGAUAAGGAAAUCCAUUCACAAGCUCUUAGCCCUGAUAUGACAAAAUUGAAAAAGACCAAUGUAAAUAUAGACAAUUCAUUGAGCCCUGCCCAUACAUUGCUUCAAGUACAUUGCAUUGAUCACAAGGGUCUACUUUAUGAUGUAAUGAGAACUUUGAAAGACUGCAAUAUUCAGAUAGCUUACGGUCGGUUCUCAGCAAACAACAAUGGUUACCGUGAUUUAGACCUAUUUAUUCAGCAAAAGGAUGGGAAGAAGAUAGUGGAUCCUCAGAAGCAAAGUGGAUUGUGUUCUCGCCUGAAGGUUGAAAUGCUUCACCCAUUACGUGUGAUUAUUGCAAAUCGAGGGCCGGAUACUGAACUUCUUGUUGCUAAUCCAGUUGAGUUAUCUGGAAAGGGAAGGCCAAGAGUUUUCUAUGAUGUUACACAUGGUUUAAAGUCACUUGGGAUCUGCAUAUUCUCGGCUGAAAUAGGAAGACACUCCGCCUCAGAUCGUGAAUGGGAGGUUUACAGAUUUCUCCUAGAGGAGAGUAUCAAAUUUCAAUCGUCAAUAGCUAGAAAUCAGAUUGUAGAUAGAGUUAGAAGAACACUAAUGGGCUGGUAAGUGGAAUCAUGUCUUUGUAAUCUGAUUUUGAGGGUCACUACUUGUAUUUUCUCUUAUUCGCAUUACAUGUUGGGCCACAGUGAUCUGUUAUCCGUUUGUAUAUCAUGUAUAGUGAGUUGUUGCAUAAGAUGCACAUGGCUUGUCUUUUA
Manihot esculenta (cassava) is the source of this 1633-nucleotide messenger RNA. Its product is annotated as ACT domain-containing protein ACR9. Bases 231 to 1484 code for a protein of 417 amino acids. The transcript has 6 exons. The record is from RefSeq and is a predicted model, not a curated record. Lineage: Eukaryota; Viridiplantae; Streptophyta; Magnoliopsida; Malpighiales; Euphorbiaceae.